AUGGCGCUGCGGAUCGUGAGCGCCGCGCUGUUGUUUGUUGGGAGCGUUCCCUUAUACUGGGAGCAGCACUCACUCUCUGACAGGACUCGGCUUGGCUCCUCUUGGGCAGCGGCUGGUGGCCUGGAGCCUGCCGAGGCUGCACGUGGGCGGCUCAGGGGGCACAGGGCAUCCCCGAAGGCCCAGUCUGAUGCAAAGGAUUGUGGAACAGCACCUCUUAGGGAUAUGUUGAAAGGGUCUCGGAUUGUGGGAGGCACAGAAGCUGAAGCUGGCAUGUGGCCAUGGAUAGUUAGCCUGCAGCUUAAGUAUGGCCGUCUUCUUGCUCAUAUAUGUGGGGGAAGCCUAGUGAGAGACAGAUGGGUCAUCACGGCUGCCCACUGCACCAAAGACAUGAGAGAUCCUUUAAAGUGGAGAGCUGUGAUUGGAACUAAUAAUAUAUAUAGGAUCCACCCACAUGGCAGGAGGAUAAAAGUUAAAGCAAUCACUAUCCAUCCAGACUUCAUUUUGGAAACUUAUGUAAAUGACAUUGCUCUUUUCCAUUUAAACAAAGCAGUGAAGUAUAAUGACUAUAUUCAGCCUAUCUGUCUACCUUUUGAUGUUUUCCAAGAACUGGACCAAAAUACAAAAUGUUUUAUAAGUGGCUGGGGAAGAACACAAGAAGAAGGCAAUGGCACAAUCCUCUUACAAGAAGCAGAAGUACAUUAUAUUUCUCAACAGAGUUGUAAUUCUGAGGGGAGUUAUGGGGGAGUAAUUCCUGACACUUCAUUUUGUGCAGGUGAUGAAAAUGGAAACUUUGAUACUUGCAGGGGUGAUAGUGGCGGACCAUUAAUGUGCUACUUACCAAAAUAUAAAAAAUUUUUUAUGAUGGGAAUUACUAGUUAUGGAAAUGGCUGUGGUCGAAGAAAUUUUCCUGGUGUCUAUAUUGCGCCAUCCUUCUACCAAAAGUGGCUGACAGAUCAUUUCUCUCGGGCAAGCUCUAAGGGAAUAUUUAAUAUAAAUAUUUUACUUGGACAUACCCUCAUAGCUUUAGUUUGUGUCAUCCUACUAGCAACGUCAUGA
Messenger RNA from Lepus europaeus (European hare), 1056 nucleotides. RefSeq names its product transmembrane serine protease 12 (gene TMPRSS12). The record is from RefSeq and is a predicted model, not a curated record. Gene Ontology annotation, biological process: acrosome reaction; proteolysis. Gene Ontology annotation, molecular function: serine-type endopeptidase activity. Bases 1 to 1056 code for a protein of 351 amino acids. The transcript is spliced from 5 exons. NCBI's taxonomy places the organism in Eukaryota, Metazoa, Chordata, Mammalia, Lagomorpha, Leporidae.